This is a messenger RNA of Balaenoptera ricei (Rice's whale), 5795 nucleotides long. It is a transcript of the gene DCAF5, whose product is annotated as DDB1 and CUL4 associated factor 5. Gene Ontology annotation, cellular component: cytoplasm; Cul4-RING E3 ubiquitin ligase complex. Lineage: Eukaryota; Metazoa; Chordata; Mammalia; Artiodactyla; Balaenopteridae. The transcript has 9 exons. The record is from RefSeq and is a predicted model, not a curated record. The coding region runs from base 60 to 2906 and encodes 948 amino acids. Gene Ontology annotation, molecular function: protein binding. Gene Ontology annotation, biological process: negative regulation of fatty acid biosynthetic process.
GCCGCGCGUGAGGCCGAGGGAGGGGCGGCGGCGCGAGCGGCGGCGGCGGCGGUUCCAGCAUGAAGAGGAGAGCUGGCCUGGGGGGCAGCAUGAGGUCAGUGGUGGGCUUCUUGUCCCAGCGGGGCUUGCAUGGGGACCCCCUGCUCACUCAGGACUUUCAGAGGAGACGCCUGCGAGGCUGCAGAAACCUCUACAAGAAGGACCUCCUGGGCCACUUCGGCUGUGUCAAUGCCAUUGAAUUCUCCAACAAUGGAGGCCAGUGGCUGGUCUCAGGAGGAGAUGAUCGCCGGGUUCUACUAUGGCACAUGGAACAAGCUAUCCACUCCAGAGUUAAGCCCAUACAGCUGAAAGGAGAGCAUCAUUCCAACAUUUUUUGCCUGGCUUUCAACAGUGGGAACACCAAAGUAUUCUCUGGAGGAAAUGAUGAGCAGGUUAUCCUCCAUGAUGUUGAAAGCAGUGAGACCUUAGAUGUGUUUGCUCAUGAAGAUGCGGUGUAUGGCUUGUCAGUGAGCCCAGUGAAUGACAACAUUUUUGCCAGCUCCUCAGAUGAUGGCCGGGUUCUCAUCUGGGACAUCCGGGAAUCUCCCCAUGGAGAGCCCUUCUGCCUGGCCAACUACCCAUCAGCCUUUCACAGUGUCAUGUUCAACCCUGUGGAGCCCAGGUUAUUGGCCACAGCCAAUUCAAAGGAAGGAGUGGGACUCUGGGAUAUUCGAAAACCUCAGAGUUCUCUCCUGCGCUAUGGGGGCAACCUAUCCCUCCAAAGUGCCAUGAGUGUGCGAUUCAACAGCAACGGGACCCAGCUCCUGGCCCUGAGACGACGUCUGCCCCCUGUACUCUAUGACAUCCACUCCCGCCUGCCUGUGUUCCAGUUUGACAAUCAGGGUUACUUCAACUCAUGUACCAUGAAAAGCUGCUGUUUUGCAGGAGAUCGUGACCAGUAUAUCCUUUCAGGCUCUGAUGACUUCAACCUGUACAUGUGGAGAAUUCCUGCAGAUCCAGAAGCAGGUGGCAUUGGUAGGGUGGUCAACGGAGCCUUCAUGGUGCUGAAAGGGCAUCGGUCUAUUGUGAACCAGGUCCGAUUUAACCCCCACACCUACAUGAUCUGCUCUUCUGGUGUAGAAAAGAUCAUCAAGAUCUGGAGCCCAUACAAGCAGCCAGGAUGUACCGGAGAUCUGGACGGUCGGAUUGAGGAUGAUUCUCGCUGUCUCUAUACCCACGAAGAGUACAUCAGCCUUGUGCUGAACAGUGGGAGUGGCCUGUCCCACGACUACGCCAACCAGUCUGUGCAGGAAGACCCUCGGAUGAUGGCCUUCUUUGACUCCCUGGUGCGUCGCGAGAUCGAGGGCUGGAGCUCCGACUCAGACAGCGACCUCAGCGAAAGCACCAUCCUCCAGCUGCACGCAGGGGUCAGCGAGCGUUCGGGCUACACCGACUCCGAGUCCUCGGCCUCGCUGCCGCGCUCGCCUCCGCCCACAGUGGAUGAGUCUGCUGACAGCGCCUUCCACCUGGGGCCCCUGCGGGUCACUGCCACAAAUGUGGUGGCUUCAACUCCGCCACCGCCCACGUGCGAGGAUGCCACCGCUCGCCAGCAGCGCCUGUCUGCCCUGCGGCGCUACCAGGACAAGCGCCUCCUGGCCCUUUCCAACGAGUCCGAUUCAGAAGAGAACGCCUGCGAGGUUGAACUGGACACAGAUCUCUUCCCCCGGCCACGGUCUCCCAGCCCUGAAGACGAGUCCAGCAGCUCCGGCAGCCCCAGCAGCUCCGAGGACGAGGAGGAGCUGAAUGAACGGCGAGCGUCCACCCGGCAGCGGAACGCCAUGCGGCGCCGGCAGAAGAUGCCUCGAGAGGAGAGGCCUGGUGCCCCGACCAAGCCCACCGACACCUGCAUUGGAGAAGACAACUAUGAUUACCCCCAGAUCAAAGUAGAUGACCUCUCUUCUUCCCCCACCUCCUCUCCUGAGCGGAACACGUCCACUCUGGAGAUUCAGCCAAGCCGAGCAUCGCCAACUUCCGACAUAGAGUCAGUUGAGCGCAAGAUUUAUAAAGCUUACAAGUGGCUCCGCUACUCCUAUAUCUCCUACUCAAAUAACAAAGAGGGAGAGAGCUCGCUUGUGUCUGGGGAGGCAGAUGAAGGGAGAGCAGGAACCAGCCACAAGGACAACCCAGCCCCUUCUUCCAGUAAGGAAGCCUGUCUAAACAUGGCCAUGGCCCAGAGGAACCAGGACCUGCCCCCCGAAUGCCACGGCAAGGACGCUUUUAAAGAAGGGACUUCUGCCAUAAAUCCCAGCAAUGGCCCAGGCCAUGAGCCCAGCGGUCACCCUUGGGCUGAGGCACCAGAGGACACCUCUCAGGGCACGAGUAACACUGGUGGCUCUGUAGAACACUCUUUUGAGACCAAGAAGCUCAAUGGAAAGGCCCUAAGCAAGUCCCUGAGCAGCCGGGCUGAGGAGCCACCCUCCCCUCCUGUCCCCAAGGCAUCUGGCUCCACUCUCAGCAGCGGGUCUGGCAACUGUCUGAGGACCCAGUCUGAUGACAGUGAGGAGAGGAGCCUCGAAGCCAUCUGUGCCAACCACAACAAUGGGCGCUUACACCCCCGGCCCCCUCAUCCCCACAGCAACGGGCAGAACUUCGGGGAGCUGGAGGCGGUGGCCUGCUCGUCCCCAGGACGUUCGGACACCGAUCGUGAUAACUUGUCCCUGACAGGGAUGCUUCUACACAAAGAUUGUUGUGGGUCUGAAAUGGCCUGUGAGACCCCCAGUGCUGGAACGAGAGAGGACCCCACUGACCCCCCAGACACAGACAGCAGCAGGGCUGUUCAUGGCCAUAGUGGCUUCAAAAGGCACCGAAUCGAAUUGGAAGACACAGAUUCGGAGAAUUCCUCCUCAGAGAAGAAAUUAAAAACAUGAUAAAUACAAAGGGAAAACAAAAAGCUAUGAAAAGUAGCUUUACAAAAAUUUUUAAAUCCUGUUUAGUGAACACAGAGGAAAGGAAAAAUAGUAUUAAAGGCACAUAAAACCAGGGCCUGAAGUUUUGUGUCUGAUGCUGCUCCCUUCUAUUCAACAAUGGGUCUGAUGUUUAGCUGGCCAUUGGCUGUGCUGUGUUAAGAAAGGGAAAAAAAAUCCAAGUGACUCCUUUCUAGUAAGACUUGAGCAUAGUAUACCUGUGCAGAUUCUGUUAAAGUAAAUCCUUGUUGAGAUGUUUGACUUGUUCUUGUGUGUGUGCGCUGGCACGUGUGAGCUCAUUGUCUCAGACUUUUCUUUCCAUUCUCCAUCAGAAAGGAUCUAUGGAUCUGUAUUUUUUGCCGUCUCACCCCAUUUACAUGCCAUAGGUGUUCUGGUCUUAAUAAUGAGUGCCUGCUAAAUCAGGUUGUGUUGCCAGUGAGUAGUGGAUUUAUGCUGAAAGAAUGGAGACGAGAAUGGAAAUAGGCCUUCAGCCCACUGGCUGUGCUGGAAAGGAAAGCAUGGUUCCUUUCUUAAAGAAAUCUUCCAUGUUUUCUCAGUAGCACUUCUUCAUUGAGCGUUUAAUGUAGAUGUACUAAAAGUGGAGCGUUUUUAAUGCUAAUGAGAGGUUAGCACUUAAGAUCAGAUUUGAGAGAACAUAGAUAGAUCCCUGAUAAAUUUCACUGGUUGCAAAUUGAGCGAUGGCGCAAUACCAAACUGUAGGGAGGCCAUAAAAUAUGACUAGUUGUGGGUAACACUUUAGCAAGUUAGGUGCUAGUUCCUGCGAGGGACUCAGAAAGCCAGCAGGCUCUUCCUGGCCUCAUGUGGUAGCAUCUAGGCAUACUGAAAGAAGGGGAAAGACAGCUCUCAAGAGAUUUGUGCUCAGACUACUAAAGUGAAUGUUAUAGGUGUGUUAAUGAAGAAGUAUAGGAAAGAGCAGAGUAUGGUACUGCCUUCAUUUAAUUCAACCCAAAAUGGUCAGAAUUGGUGGGACUGGCAUCUUCCCUCAGGCUUGCUGUCCACAGAGACUGUGGUGUUCUGACUGGAUCUUGCAGAGCAGGAGGCAUCUCGAAGUAACAGAUUCUUAUUGAGUAGGUCUGUUAGGAGGCAGAGAGUACGGAGAGAGGAGUCAACUGGCUCUGUUUCAUUAAGGUAGAUAAAGAUUGAGAGGGGAAAAGACCAGGAGCUUUUCGGCAUUGCAGUGGUGGUCACACUCACUUGGUUAUUAAUGAAGGCCUGUACAAGACAGGAAGACCUAGGAUGACAGAUACCUUGUUGGCGUGGAUGUCAUGAAAAGGCAGGAGAAUACUGGGAAGAAAUGAGGGAGAGAGAGAACACUACAACUUUCUUGAGCACGAAGGUGCUAGACAAUUAGGAGACCAGCGGCACUGGCUUAGCGAGGAGGACCUAGCAUGUGACUGGUGUGGCCUCACUGAUCCAGCGUUCUUUUUAGGGAAGGACCCGUCCUACUGGAACUGGGACCAAGGGGAGACAGCCUGUGGAGGAUGACGACUUGGAUGCAUUUAGUCACUGGGGGAAGGGGGGUUAUUUAUAAAGGAAGGUUGUUGAUCUAAGCCAAAAGGAGAUAUCACCUUGCUAAGCUUUGUGAAAAGAAAGAUGUGCCUGGUGUGUGUGAUGUGACUUGGGUGUAAAAACAUUGUCUUAGGAGGAGGAGACGAAGGAGUGUGAGUAGCAGUGGGGCUGCUUACAAGUAAACAACUGUAAUCUCACCGGAGAGUGGGAAAGUGAUUCUGUAACCAUUAGAAUUACUUUAAUCUGUAAUCAAAACGGUUCUAUGAUUUGUCUUUGACUAUUCACAGAUAAUUGUAAAUUCUGGUUUUAUAAGCCCAAGUCAUUUUACAUUUGCUUUUCCAAAAUUUAUUAAAUUGGAAUUUUUUAAUCCUUUAUAUACAAAAAAAAAAGAUAUAAUCACUCACUGUGUGUUUCUCUUCCCCUUCCUAGUCAGCAUUCCCCUUCCCAAUCUUUUUGUUUUAUAUUAUUUAAUCUAGUCAGUAGCUAGCCACUUGUGACUUCUCUAAGGACAAUCCGCAUAUCUUUCUGGAGAAGAAGUAAAGUUCCGCCACUUGGUAGUCACUGUUCCCAAACGCAGAAGUUGGUCUUUUCAUGUUAAGAGCCGUUAUCUCAUUUGGGUACUCCAAAGAGAAGUCAAAGUUCAUUCUGGUUCAACUUUAGUAUCCAAGAAAGACAUUGUUAGCAAGGAUGGCUUCCGUCCUUGGGAGACAUCUCAGGUUCAGCUUGCCGAGAGAUAGGCCCCGCAGCAUACCCACAGAAGCAGGCUGAGGAAUGCUUGUCUCUGUAGCCGUUCCACUCUCAUUGCCAGAAAUCUCCUGUCUGUGAUCAUGGUCUUGGAAACCUGGCAGGAACUACCACUUCCAGGGUCCCUUCGCCUAAACUUGCAGAAUUGAGGCGCCAACUUUGGAGGCACAUUUAAUCCUCAGAUUCUUCCAUGAUAGGUAUUUUUACUAACAGGGCAGAUGGCACUGAUUAGGUUAUGAACUAUUCAAAAGUGCCUCUUAUGGUUUUUUUCCUGCAUCCUGUACAUAAAAUUUUAAGUGGCUGGUCCAGAUUUAUAAAACCUUCCCUCCACUUUAUUUUCCACCUGGUUUUGUAAAUGAUUCCCAUGUCUCUAGGACAACAGGUAAAUGAGUUAAAUGAGUAGUGGGCUUGGGGCAAAAGAAGGUUGCAACUGCGCUUGAUUUACUAAGCCCGGAGUCCCUUGUUUGUCAAGGUGCCUUCCUCUGCUGAAGCCUUACCUCCUCACAAGCCCCGCCUCUCUCCCGGCAACGCUAGCUCUUCUCUUGUGUAUAUGCAAAUAAACCUAUUAUUCACUUCUAA